AUGCAGUCUGACGAGUUGAUGCAGAGUGUAUCUCUGCCUACAAAGUAUGUGUUAACAUUUGCGCUGGAGCGGUUCAGUAUAUGCAUGAAGAACGACAUAGAGCAGCAAGAGGAGACAGAAGAGGAGACAGCAGAAGCUCUUAAAGAAGCAAAAACUAUCAAAGCAAUUGGCUACACCCCAACAGACCCAUCCAGGAGUUUUCCCCCCGGCUUUCCUCAGCCCCCGCCCCCGCCCCCUCUAGCAGCAGCAGCAGCAGGUGCUGCUGCUGCUGCUGCUGCUGCUGCUGCUGGUGGUGGUGGGGGAGGAGGGGCAGCUAGCUACAUGCGUACUGAUAGUGCAGCAGAGAAGGCCUUUCUAUCUAUUGAACUGUUUAAUUUGGGGGCUGCUCUGGACCUCCUAAGUAAACAAGAUGCAGCAGGAAGAGACAGCAGCGAAUGGUCGUUUUGUAUUUCUUUAUCGAAUGUUGCUGUGAGGCAGCAAAAACAUUUACUUAUGUAUUUCCGUAGAGACCAUGAAGCUGCUCCGGCUGCACCCAUCACGCCUGCUGCUGCUGAUGUUGUUGCUGCAACCACAACUGCAGCAACUGCAGCACCAGCACCAGCAGCAGCAGCAGAAUCCCCCAGAAUGUCAGCCUACCGACGCCGGCUGCUGAUGCUGGGCACCGCAGCGACGGGAGAUACCGAACCUUCUCUAACCAGCAGCAACAGCAGCAGCAGCAGCAGCAGCAGCAGCAGCUGCAGCAGCAGCAGCAGCAGCAGUUGGACUCCAAGUGUGAGCAGUAGUGGAGUAUCAUCAUCAUCAUCAUCAUCAGGAUUUGGUGUUGGUGGUGUUGCUGGUGAAUCUGCUGCUGGUGCUGCUGCUGCUGCUGCUGCAGCUGGUUCUUGUCUUACUGCAGCACGACUGGAGCUGCGGCAUGACCUCACCCCCACCGGAAAUAUUUUGGGGGUUUACAUCCGCCUGGCUCCGCUCGUUGCUUCUAUAAAGCCAGAGCUGCUGCGUACGCUCUGCGACUUCUUUGUCUUUGAGACCCCAGCAGAUGUGAAGAGGUUAGAGGAGGAAGAAGAGCGACGUGCUGCUGCUGCAGCAGCUGCUGCUGCUGCUGCAGCAGCUGCUUCUGGCGCUGGUUCUGGGCAGCAGCAGCCCUCUAGCACCAACAGCAGCAGCAGCAGCAGCAGCAGUCGUGUGGCUACAGAUGUAGAUUCAAUGCAACCACCACCACAAAAGGCAGCAGCAGCAGCAGCAGCAGAAACAACAGAAGCAGCAGAAGCUGCAGCAGCAGCAACAGCAGCAGCAGCAGCAGCAAUAGAAACUCCCUCCGAGCCAAGGUCACAGUUAACAUUUGUCUCGACGUGGCGUUUCGGGCGUUGCGGGUUUUUGAUACGGGGUUUGGCGGAGAGGGAGAAAACAGCAGCAGCAGCUGCUGCUGCAGCAGCAGCAGGAGCAGGAGCAGCAGCAGGAGCAGCAGCAGCAGGAGAGACAGGCCCGCCUGUGCUGCAGGCGGAGCUGACAGACCUGCAGAUGCAGCUAACAGCAGACCUAGCUACUGGGCGGUGUGGGGCCGUUGCUGAGCUGCAUCAGGUUCUCGUGUCUGACCCCUCCACCGACUCCCCACUCUUCUUGUCUUUACAAAACACCAUCACCCCAGCAGACAGUAUUGAGCUGAAUACGACUGCUGCAGCAGCGGGUGCGGAUGCGGAUUCAGAUGCUGCAGCAGCAGCAGCUGCUGCUGCUGCAGCAGCUGCUGCGCAGCAGCAACAGCACUAG
This is a messenger RNA of Eimeria mitis, 1764 nucleotides long. RefSeq lists its product as uncharacterized. The record is from RefSeq and is a predicted model, not a curated record. The transcript is spliced from 6 exons. Bases 1 to 1764 code for a protein of 587 amino acids. NCBI's taxonomy places the organism in Eukaryota, Apicomplexa, Conoidasida, Eucoccidiorida, Eimeriidae.